CUUCUCUUUCGUAUAUCAAAGCGGAAAAGGAAAAGAACAAAGUUGAAAUUUUAGCCUAAUCUUUGAAUCCCAAUCAUUGAAAGACUUAUACCCCUUUUUAUGUACCUCAAAUUUCCGGGGGAGAAAAAAAAACCAUCCUCCGCCCAAGUCCCCGGUGGCACACCGUCGCCGACCACCUUCUUCUGAAUAUAUCUCUCACUCAUGUUUUUCUUGCUUAUUUAUAUCAAUCUUUUAGAUUAAUAAAAACCCAUUAUUUUUUCCACACAAAAAAAAAAGAAAAAAGAAAAGAACCCAUCGUCUUCCAUCGCUUGUUUCACACUCUUCUUCACCUCCCACCCACCCAAAAACUACAGCACCCCAUCAUUCCAAAGUAUAAAAGUUUGAAUCUUUGAGCAAAACAAGCACGUGGGUAGGUCGGGGUCGUUAGAGUGAGGGGUGUACUGUUAUGGUAUGGCUCAGCAGAGGCAAUCGGGAAUGGAGAGGAUUGGGGUGAGAGUGGGGACCCACGAUCUGCACCAUGCCAACGGCGCUGGUGAUCACGUCGCCGUCGGGAUUCGCGGUGGUGUCGCUCACAAGCAGCCGCGACUUCGGCGAUCGGCGCGAUCCGACAGGGGCACGAACCUCUCGGUGUCGACAAUCCUAGUUUUGCUCUUCCUCGUACUUGUCGUCACAGUGCUGGUGUUUUCUUACAUUUCUAGAGACGAAAUAAAUAAAAAUGGUGAUGAUAGUGAUGAUUUAAAGAGUGAUUCUGAUUUUCUUACAAAUGUACCAAGGAUACAGAAGAAGAAAGUUCUUGACUUUGGACACGCAUUAGGGGCACAGGGUCGGGAUUCAAGAUAUUGGGAUAAGGAUGACAGGAGAAGGGAUGAGGAUUAUGAUGAGAAGAUGAUGGAGCAGACAAAUAGUGAUAUAGGAGAAGAAAAUGCUGGAAGUGAUGCUCUUCAAGAGGUAAAGUCUUCUCGGGACGCUUCUUACACGAGUUUGAAGCGAAAAGGCGUUGGUUUGUAUAAUGAAGCUGGCCGUCAUGAAUUGAAAAGAUAUGAAGCAGAAUAUGAGGCUUCUUUGAAGAAUCUGGAACAUUCUUCUGAAGAUGAUGGGAAAAUAUCACUUGACACAGAUUUGGAAAAGAGGAAUGCAGCAGAUGACAUUGAUGAUGAAUAUGAUGACUUUUUUGAUUUUCAUGAUGCUCAAAUAGACAACCCUGGUGCUAGUAGAAGUAUGAGAGAGAAGCAUUCUAAUUCUAAUGUACUAAGCUCGGACAAUGAAGUUCAGAAAGAAUCCAAUGAUUCUUUUGGUGAGGGAAACAAGGAUGAUAUUAUUUCUGAGGACGUUGAUGGAGCAUCUUCCUUGAACAAAAAAAAUUCUCAUGAUGGAAAGACAAAUUCUAAACAUGCAAAUCCUUUUAAUGGACAAUCAAACAGAAAAUUACAUCCCGAAACAAAGAAGAAAUCUAGACGCCGCAAAUUUUCAGGAUCCUGUGAGAUGAAAUUGUUAAACUCAACCUCGCAACUUGUAGAACCACUAGAAAGCCGAAAAUUUGCAAGAUUUAACUUACAGUAUGCAGAGAGAGAAGAGAAACCCCUGGGAGAUGAACAAUGGGUGCCCAGAUUUGGAGGCCAUCAGAGUAUAGAAGAGAGAGAAAAUUCAUUUUUGGCACGUGAUCAGAAAAUAAACUGUGGAUUUGUUAAAGGUCCUGAAGGGUCUCAAAGCACUGGAUUUGACUUGACAGAAGAUGAUGCAAGUUACAUCAGCAGAUGCCACAUUGCGGUGAUUUCAUGCAUAUUUGGAAAUUCUGAUCGCUUGAGGAUCCCAGCCACUAAAACGGUCACUCGAUUAUCAAGGAAGAAUGUCUGCUUUGUUAUGUUUACUGAUGAAGUUACAAUACGAACACUUACUGCUGAAGGUCAUGUGCCAGAUAGAAUGGGUUUCAUUGGCUUUUGGAAGUUAGUGGUAGUGAAGAAUCUACCCUAUGAUGAUAUGAGGAGAGUGGGAAAAAUACCUAAGUUAUUGCCACAUCGUCUUUUUCCUUUUGCAAGGUAUUCAAUUUGGUUGGAUAGCAAAUUAAGGCUGCAGCUUGAUCCUUUACUUAUCUUGGAGUACUUCUUGUGGCGAAAGGGUUAUGAAUUUGCAAUAUCCAAUCACUAUGACCGGCAUUGCAUGUGGGAAGAGGUAGCCCAAAACAAGAAAUUGAACAAGUAUAAUCACACAGUUAUAGAUCAACAAUUUGCAUUUUACCGGGCUGAUGGACUGGAAAGAUUUAAUGCUUCAGAUCCGAAUAAGCUUCUUCCAAGCAAUGUACCUGAAGGUUCUUUUAUUAUUAGAGCACACACCCCAAUGUCAAAUUUGUUUUCCUGUCUUUGGUUCAAUGAAGUCGACCGGUUUACUCCUCGUGAUCAGCUGAGUUUCGCAUACACUUAUCAGAAGCUGAGAAGGAUGAAUCCUGACAAACCUUUUCAUCUUAAUAUGUUCAAGGAUUGCGAAAGGAGACACAUAGCCAAGUUGUUCCGUCAUAGGUUGGAUGAGAAAAGGACUAAUCAUCAAAAAGCAACUGAAUAAAGGGAAUUUUAAUUAACAUUUUUAUUGCUAGGGAGCUUGAUAUGAUGUACUUGGCCAGUCUCUUGCAUGUGUUGAAGUUGUGAUCUGAUCUAUGCUGGCUCUCUGUUGCUGAGUGAUGAUUCAGCACAGUUGUUUCUCAAACAAGUGAAGUGUUCAUCAAAGUAUGAUCUACAGUGCUGCUGUGUCAUCCAUGAAACACAAUUUUGUGGUUAUGUUUUAUCAUAUCUCUUGUAUCCAUCAUCCAUUUGUGCCUUGGGAGACAGGCAAAGCAUCAAAUGACUCACUGACCAUCAAUCACUUCGACUACUCCGGCUCCUCCUCAUUUUUCAUUUCUAAAUAGUAAAUUGGGAUUGUUUGUAUGUAGAAAUUUUUUUGAUAGGUCAUUCAUACUCUUUAGAAAUCUGACUCGUGAUUCUUAUUGAUUUUAUAACUUAAAUAUAAGCAUGUAUGAGUUGUUAAAAUAAAUGUGUACCUAUUUCUUUUGUUCCCU
Abrus precatorius (Indian licorice) is the source of this 3046-nucleotide messenger RNA. RefSeq lists its product as uncharacterized. NCBI's taxonomy places the organism in Eukaryota, Viridiplantae, Streptophyta, Magnoliopsida, Fabales, Fabaceae. Bases 451 to 2556 code for a protein of 701 amino acids. The transcript has 7 exons. The record is from RefSeq and is a predicted model, not a curated record.